Messenger RNA from Geodia barretti, 768 nucleotides. Lineage: Eukaryota; Metazoa; Porifera; Demospongiae; Tetractinellida; Geodiidae. The record is from the annotation of a GenBank genome assembly.
AUGGUUCGGGAGAACCGGCGGCAGUUGGAACGGAUGGUGGACAUCAAGGACCUUCCUGAGACUAACGUGCUUUCAUAUUCCCCUGACACCGGUUUAGACCUCGGUGCGGCUGUUCCCUGUCAUAAAAUCUACGCGGACGAUGCAAUCUCUGCCGCAUAUCCUGGACUGAUUGAUGCUGCUAAGAUUAUUGGUGGAACCGCGAUCCAAGGCAGGGCAAGCGUUGGUGGUAAUCUGUGCAAUGCCUCACCCGCUGCGGAUACGAUCCCGCCGUUGAUAGUGUUGGGAGCCAUUUGUGUAAUUGCUGGUCCAAAUGGAUCGACGCGCGAGGUUCCUGUCGAGCAGUUCUGCACAGCACCGGGACAAACUGUCUUGGAAAAGGGUGAGCUUCUUGUGUCACUCAAGAUUCCCCCGCCACCGACAAAUUCGAGUUCGUUUUACCUCCGUUUUAUCCCACGCAAUGAAAUGGACAUCGCAGUUGUGGGUGCCGGUGCGUCUGUUGUUCUCGACGAUACGAAGACAUCCAUUGUCUCCGCACGAAUCGGGCUUGCUGCUGUUGCACCAACACCGCUGGUUGCUGAGGAAGCCGGUGCAUCACUUGCUGGAAAGGAAAUUUCUGAUGAAGCGAUCAACGCUGCUGCUGAAGCGGCACAGGCGAUUGCGAGUCCAAUCAGCGAUAUGCGUGGAACGGCUGAACAGAGAACACACCUUGUCGGUGUGUUGACACGUCGUGCCUUAAACGGUGCAAUUCAACGAGUGAAGGAGGCAUAA